Fusarium mangiferae is the source of this 486-nucleotide messenger RNA. RefSeq lists its product as uncharacterized. Bases 1 to 486 code for a protein of 161 amino acids. The record is from RefSeq and is a predicted model, not a curated record. The transcript has 2 exons. NCBI's taxonomy places the organism in Eukaryota, Fungi, Ascomycota, Sordariomycetes, Hypocreales, Nectriaceae.
AUGAAUGGAGGCCUCUUGUAUGCAUUGCUACAGAAAGGUGCUGAUCCCAAUGCUCUAGAGAGUAAUGGAGCCUUCGUCCUCCAUCCCGCCGCGACGUACCGUGACAACGCCGCAGUCAUCAUCCUAGGUCUUUUACGUUACGGCGCUGGCUCGCGUACCGAGCAACAUGAUGGUACGUAUGUGCUGUACUAUCUUCAGGUUCAUUGGCCCUCUGAUCUAGCCAAACAGCUUCUCGGCCCGGGACUCAACCCCGAAGCCGGUGACGAGAACGGCCGGACUCCUCUAGUUCAUCGACGUACUUCUAUCUCUGACGAUGAGGAGGUCACCGUCUUUUGCGUUACGAGGCAGAAGAACGUCGAUGUUGUGGCAGCCCUCCUCCAACACAGUCCUGAUCCCUACCACUAUGAUCACUCUGGCAGGAUAAUCCUGUACAACCACGCAAUAGUGUAUAACGCCAAGAGUUACGGCAGCACCAUCACAUCAUAG